Fukomys damarensis (Damara mole-rat) is the source of this 2217-nucleotide messenger RNA. It is a transcript of the gene Dus3l, whose product is annotated as dihydrouridine synthase 3 like. The record is from RefSeq and is a predicted model, not a curated record. Bases 102 to 2117 code for a protein of 671 amino acids. The transcript is spliced from 12 exons. Gene Ontology annotation, molecular function: RNA binding; metal ion binding; tRNA dihydrouridine synthase activity. Lineage: Eukaryota; Metazoa; Chordata; Mammalia; Rodentia; Bathyergidae.
GAGCGAUCUGAGCACGUGCUCUUCCCCAGUACAAUCAGGCAGCACACACGCGACCCGGAAGGUUUUCCGGCCACACUCUAGAGCCUUGGUGAGGGAAGUCGAUGGCGGAGGGAGCGGCAGAAGCUUCAGCCGAGAGUGGUGGUGACGGGGCAUCAGGAGUGAGCGCGUCAGAACGGGGAGUGGCGCCCAUUAAGCCUCAAUACCUCACCACCAAGGAAGGCUUUCACGGGUUCCUGGAGGCCCAAGGGCAGGAGAAGCUCCCCCAGGAAACUGAGGCAGGAAAUCCUGAUGGCAGUGAUGGGGCUGAGCCUGAGGCCAAGAGGAUCCGAUUGGAGAAUGGGCAGACUGAGGAGGCAGCGGAGCCUGGGGAGCAGCCCCAGGCACAGAAGAGGGCGCGGGGCCAGAACAAAGUCCGGCCCCACAUGAAGCCCACGCACUAUGACAAGAACCGGCUGUGCCCUUCCCUAGUCCAGGAGUCACCUGGCCAGUGUUUCUUUGGGGACCGCUGCCGCUUCCUGCAUGACGUGAGCCUCUAUCUGGAGAGCAAGCCGCCUGACCUGGGCCCCCGCUGCGUGCUGUUUGAGACCUUCGGCAGGUGCCCCUAUGGUGUGACCUGCCGCUUCGCCGGCGCCCACCUGGGGCCCGAGGGUCAGAACCUGGUGCGUGAGGAGCUGCUGGCUCACGGGGCCCACCCGCCACCCUUGCCUGAGCCUGCCGCCGCUGUCACCAAGCUCACCGCUCCUGAGGAUGACUCGGGGCGGAACCACUGUGCCACCCAGCGGGACCCUGUGGGGCUGGGGGCCGGCACCCCUCCUGGUAGCCCCGUGCGGACCUGCGGGCCCUUGACGGACGAGGACACAGUCAGGCUGCGGGCCUGCGAGAAGCGGGUACGACUGGACAUUGGCGGCAAACUGUACCUGGCCCCACUCACAACGUGCGGGAACCUACCCUUCCGGCGGAUCUGUAAGCGCUUCGGGGCGGACGUGACGUGCGGCGAGAUGGCCAUGUGCACCAACCUGCUGCAGGGCCAGAUGUCCGAGUGGGCCCUGCUCAAACGCCACGCGUGCGAGGACAUCUUCGGAGUCCAGCUGGCAGGCGCCUUCCCAGACACCAUGACCAAGUGUGCGGAGCUGCUGAGCCGCACCGUCGAGGUGGACUUCGUGGACAUCAACGUCGGCUGUCCCAUCGACCUUGUGUACAAGAAGGUAGCAUUUGCAGCGUCCUGGGGUGCAGCCUUGUGCCCGGCUGCGCUGGGCAUGGUGCCUUGGUAUCCCCAUUUGGGCAAGAAGGGGCUGAGCCUGCUGGUGGCAUGGCGGGGCGGUGGUUCGGAUGCCCAUGUGGUCACGGUGGGUCUAGGGUGCCUCGGGCAUCCGGGCUGUGGGACCCCGGUGUCCCUUCCUAACGGCCUGUCCCUGUUUCUUGCUCCUCACUCUCCCCUGCUCCCGUGUCUCCUCCCCGCCUCCCUCCCCUCUCAGCCCGUCCCUCCCGUCUCUCUCUUCUGUCCACCUCUUCUCUGCCUCCCUGCUCCUGUGGCGGUGGCGGCUCCCCCCCAGCUCCACGGCCGCUCCCGGGAGCAGCGCUACACGAAGCUGGCCGACUGGCAGUACAUCCAGCAGUGCGUGGAGGUGGCCAGCCCCAUGCCGCUCUUCGGGAAUGGCGACAUCUUAUCCUACGAGGACGCCAACCGUGCCAAGCAGACUGGAGUCGCUGGGAUCAUGAUCGCCCGGGGUGCUCUGCUGAAGCCCUGGCUGUUCACGGAGAUCAAGGAGCAGAGGCACUGGGACAUCUCGUCCUCCGAGCGCCUGGACAUCCUGCGGGACUUCACGCACUACGGCCUGGAGCACUGGGGCUCUGACACGCAGGGCGUGGAGAAGACAAGGCGCUUCCUGCUGGAGUGGCUGUCCUUCCUCUGCAGGUACGUGCCCGUUGGCCUGCUGGAGCUACUCCCGCAGCGCAUCAACGAGCGGCCACCCUACUACCUGGGCCGGGACUACCUGGAGACGCUCAUGGCCAGCCAGCAGGCAGCGGACUGGAUCCGCAUCAGCGAGAUGCUGCUGGGCCCGGUGCCACCCGACUUCGCCUUCCUGCCCAAGCACAAGGCCAAUGCCUACAAGUAGCUGCUGCCUGGGGCUGGGGCUGGUUUGGAGGACAACAAAUUGGGGUUUUGUUGGGGUGGUGCCUUUGGAGACAGGAUCUCACUAUGAACCCAGGCUGGCC